AUGACCAAACUCACCCCCAACGGUCUGCGCACCGUUUCCAGCUUCCAACGCGUAUACAGUCCUUCAAACUACACAUCCCUCCUCCAAUUCCAAGCUCAAUACCGCCAUGCCUCCAGCACAAGCACAAACACAACCAGCAAAGAAACCAACCGGAGUACCUUAAACGGACCUCUCUCAACCCAUCCCGCCCCUCUCGUCCUGCCGACGAGGAAAGAAUAUCCAAGUACAUUCAAAUACCUCUUCAACCUCGGAAAAACAUACGCCAACUUCUACAAAACCGGCGGCAAAAACAUCUAUCACAACUACCGCGCCACGCAACCCAUCAAAUCCAAGAUAAACGCCCAUUACCCCCCCUCCCGCCACGACCCCGCCGUCGCCCUCCGCUCCUACCUCCACUCCCAAGGCCUCACGCGCGCCGAAUUCCAACUCCUAAUCCGGUCCUGGCACGACACGAAACGCGUCCCGCUCUUCGGCUUGGUCUUUUUAAUAUGCGGAGAAUUCACUCCGUUGGUGGUGUUAGCGAUAAGCAACAUCGUGCCGUGGACAUGUCGGAUCCCGCGGCAGAUCGAGAAGGAUCGGCGGGUGUUGGAGGAGCGACGGGGGAUUUCGUUUCGGAAUCUGACGAUGGCGCCGCCGACGGAGAAGGGAGGGGCGUUGGUGAGGAUGCAGUUGAUACAUGUGAGUUGGAGUCUUGGGUUGAGUAGUAGUGUGUGGGAUUAUCUGGGGGGACAAUAUCCUGGGUUGCCGGAUUGGAUGUUAAGGCGGAGGGUGAAGAGGAGGGUGGAGUAUUUGGAGAUGGAUGAUAUGUUGUUGAGGAAAGGGAAGGUUGAGGAGUUGGAUGUGGAGGAGGCAAGGAUGGCGUGUGUAGAGCGGGGGAUUAAUGUGGUUGGACGGCCUGAGAGGGAUAUAAGGGGUGAUUUGGAGGCGUGGUUAAAAGCUAAAGAGAAGGGUGCGCCGAUUGAGAGACUGUUGUUGUCACGGCCAAAUGUAUGGCCCUCCACAGCAAAACACACGUGA
Molecule: messenger RNA, 1017 nt
Organism: Glarea lozoyensis ATCC 20868
Lineage: Eukaryota; Fungi; Ascomycota; Leotiomycetes; Helotiales; Helotiaceae
Exons: 3
Coding region: 1-1017 (338 amino acids)
Biological process (GO): intracellular monoatomic cation homeostasis
Cellular component (GO): mitochondrial inner membrane
Molecular function (GO): ribosome binding
Source: RefSeq, a predicted model, not a curated record